Messenger RNA from Daphnia magna, 6293 nucleotides. Its product is annotated as mucin-17. The record is from RefSeq and is a predicted model, not a curated record. NCBI's taxonomy places the organism in Eukaryota, Metazoa, Arthropoda, Branchiopoda, Diplostraca, Daphniidae.
UCAAACAGCUUGUCGUGCAGUGCAACAGCAGCAGUGCAGAAUAAUCCUUGCAACAUUGUGCGUGAAAAACUAGCAACUUGACAAGGAACGCCGAUGAUUGCGAGUUGUGUCGUGAGGAGUGAAGUAGCAAUCGAAGGAAUUGAAUUGCUAAUACACCUUCUACUCAAAGUGUCAGACUAUCGAUAAAAUUUCAUCGUUUGAAGGCGGAAUUUUAGCAGUGCAAUGAUGCUGCCACUGAUACGGCCAUUCGUUGUGACUCUGACGAUGGCUGUCAUCGUCUUGUUGUGUUUGAUCCUGGAUCCGACAUCCGCAGCGGCUUUGGCACGGAUCGGAUCCCUUAAAGCCAAAAUAAACAGAGACAAAAGUAAUCCCGCCUUCAGCAGUACAAAACCACCGACAACUUUGCCGAAAGGUCCCGACACGACAACUCGUCUUUUCUUACCAACGUUGCACGUGCUGUUGGACGACGUGCCGGGAUCGCGAGAAUUCUCAAGUCCUUCUAUUCAAAAGGAAACGUUUCGUCCCACCAGUUUACCGGCAUCCAGUCGAGCUCCCCUUAAAGGUUUCAAUUUGAUCCUGGACGAUGCUUCUCCUCUAUGGCGAAACACGCAAGCUCCUGCGAUGAAGACAACCCACCGAUUUGAAAAUGGCAAUUUGAACGCGAACGAAGAGCGUUCAACAAACUUGGCCGAUUCACCACAAGAUGGCAUUCAAAUCACCAAAGGCCCGUUUUUUACCAACAAUCCAAAGAUCGAACAUCAUCAUUUCCAGAAUAUUGACCAUCUCCCCGAAAAAUCCGACACGUCGACGAUGAAGAAUGUUGAACAAACAACGACCCGUCCAUUCGCCCCUACGCUGAACUUGGUGAUGGACGGGCCGCAGGAUCUUUCUUCGCCAAAGGAUCGUAUGAAAAGCCCCACCACAACUCGAAAGCCGCUUCUUCGGCCGAUCGAUUCCUUGUUGUUGCAGUACCAACGCGAAGAAGAGCAAUCCAACAAAAAGAAGAGGCCGCAAGAUAAUCUUUUGGAAUGGCUAGUGAUGAUGCAACAACCUGUUACGACUCCCGUCGAGCCGGUCAAGAGUUUCCCGAUCGAAGAGGUCAAGACAUCCGUUCAACCAGUCAAGACUUUACCUGUUGAAACUGUGCUGACACGCGUCCAGCCGGUGAAGACUUUUGCUCUUCACGAAAUGCCACCGAUUGAGUUGAACCGUGACAAAGAAGGCCAGAAGAAUGACGAAUAUGAAUACGAGUACGAGGAAGGUUACGACGAAUUGUCGGAAGUUGAAGAUCAAACCGAUGUGAAGCUGACGAGUGUCAACCUGCCAAGCAAGUCUGUGAACGAGGUGAGCCAAUCCAACGAUUGGAAACGAGUUGGCAGUACGUCAGGGAUGAACGAUCCUGACGAGGACUUUAUCGGACCGGUCGUAUCGCAACUGAUGAAGCCAAUCACAUCUCCAUCGCCUUUGAACAAAAAAACAGGAACUGCCUGGCCGACGACUUCGUUUGGAACAAAACAGGCCAGCAAACCUACUGUGACAGUUGGCUUAAGAGAUUGGCCGGUCCAGGUGGGACUCCAGCGGCCGUCACCACCUGCCCAGGUCGGUCUACCAGAAUGGCCCGUCCAGGUUGGAUUGCAAUCGCGUCCCAAACCGACCAAAGCGACCGUCAGGCCGGGCGAAUAUCAAAUGGGUAACGUUUACGCCACCUCUGUGACGACCCCAUCUUCGAACGGAAUCAGUUGGCAGGAAAAAAGAAAACCGACCGUUGCAGGUGAAUAUCAAAUGGGCAACGUCCAAGGUAAUCAGAUACUGGAACGUUUCAACUUGACAUCUGCGGCCACUCGACGUCCGUCUGAUAGUUCACCGGCAACGCGUCCUUCAAACAUCUACAAAAAUCAACAGAAACGUCCGCCGUUGACGUCACUGCCAUUCGCCGUCGUCGAAAAAGAAGACAUCAAAGAAAAUGAAAAUAGAAGGAAGGUCGUCAACUCGUAUCAGAUAGACGCCCGCGUUCCGUCCUACGGUCAAUCGUCGUAUUACCUGAAUAACAAUUCCCCGUCGUUUGGAUCGUCCGGACAGCUGAACAUGUACCAACCGCAAAAACCAGCUGCACUGGAUAUGAAUAGCUAUUAUGGAUAUCCAUCUAGCGGUGGUAAUUAUAAGCCCAUGAAACCUUCCACUCCGAAAUCCGGAGAUCAGCCAUCGAAUUUCGAUUACACAGACGAAGAAGCAAUAGGACCCAUUAAGCCAUUCAUUCCUGGAAUCGGGUUAUUCGGGGACGGAGCCAACGUCAUUUUGAUACCGAAACCGACAACCACUGUUCGACCACCGUUCUUCAGCCCUACUGCAACUUCGAAUCCAACAGGUCAGUUUAGCACGGAACGUCCUGGCGCGAAUCAAAUGUCGACCUCUGCCCCAUUCCAAAUGGAAAAUCAGCAACAAAUGGGUGGCUAUUUCGGAGUGGUCACGUCUGGCCCAUUCUGGCCACCGUUUAUCAGCACAACGAAGAAGCCGAUUCCGUCAGGAGAAUUCUCCACCAGCCGGCCUAUGAAUCAACAACAGAUCUCGACGUUUCGGCCUUUCGAAAUGGAUAAUCAGCAACAAAUGGGAAGUAAUUUUGGCGUGAUUACGUCAGGCCCAGCUUGGCUACCAGCGAUGAGUACCACAACACCAACGCCCUUCACAAUGGAGGAACCGAGCACAAACCGGCCGACUUUUCGGCCUACUAGACCCACGAGACGGCCAACUAUGCGACCUACCGUGCGACCUACAAGACCCACUAGGCCGACAACACCAAGUACAACUACCAGUACAACUACUACCAGUACAACUACGACGACGGAACCGCCUGAACCGACCGACUAUUUCGAUGUUGAGGAAACCGACCCCGAAUUCGGGAUCGAUUAUCCAACCACCCAAGAAGAAAUAGCCAACAUUCCGGGUUUCAACCAGGAUAUCAUAGGCAUCAGUAACAUGGGAAACGUUAUCGUGGUCAUGAAACCAUCCACUGCUGGGCCGGGCCAGCAAACGGCCAGCACCACUGAGACAACUACGCCGUCACCCGUUCAGCAAAUGAUGAGUUCCAGUAGGCGGCCAUCGACUGAGAGCCAAAUGGGCAAUUUCAUCAUCCCGUCUUCCAGCACAGUUGAGCCUCCAUUCAUCCCUGUUGUAACUUCAUCUUCGACUGAGCAAACAAUGGCAACUAGACCCACGACAACAUCUACGAGACCUCCAACUACGGAUGGAGCAUUGCAACCUGACCAGAUGAUUGGAGAAAUGAUUCCAGAAUUUGAGAUCGAUUACCCCGUACAAGAAGAAAUUGCUAACCUCCCAGGAAUUAAUCAGAACCCGAUAGGAAUCAGUAACGACGCCAACGUCAUAAUAGUUCCGAAACCAACCACCGCCCGCCCUACCCAGCGGCCACCUGUCGUUACGAGCUCAUCAACCACAACAUCCAGCCCGUCUGCUUCCCAGCAGCCAUCCAAUUCCAGCAAUGAUUUGAAUGACUUUAUGAACGCAGUCGGGCAGAUCGAAGACCAACUCAAUUUCGGUUUAGAAAACAUUGACGUUAACGAAAACACUGUCAUCACGAAUCACCCUACUGCCCGUCCACCUAAUAUCAUUUCAACCACACCGACCAGUCCGACAUUUCCUUCGAGUCAAAUCGGACUGACGUUUAUUCCCAACAAUAUGCAAAUGAAUAAUCAGCAAUCUACCCCUACUCCGAUCCGUCCGCCUGAUUCGUCAGUGACAUCCGGACCGUUGAAUAACAACAUGAUCCCCACUGUAAAUCCUAUAAGGCCAUCAACAACAACGACGAGUACCACCACGAGGCCCAGCAUUGUCAGUACAAUAGGACCCAUAUAUUUAGGCCCAGAUUUCGGCUAUCCAAACGAGCCGAUUUAUUUUCCAGAAGAAAUAUUAAGACCUAAGCCAGACACUCCUAAACCUUCUUAUGGGGUUCCACCUACUCGCCCUUCGUACGGCGUUCCACCAGUUCCGACGUCAACGAUCGGUACCGGCAAUGAGCAAAACACAACAACGAAACCGGUGAUCAAGCCACCGUUUUUUGUGUCUACCACCACACAGAAGCCGUUCAGUUUCCAGCCGAUCAAUUUGGCCCAACCGACGGACAGACCGAGCGCAACGUUUGAGAAUCAAAUGGGUAACUUCAACGCGAGUUCGAUAGGCACAGGAGGAAGUAGUUCAAACGAGGGCUCGUCGAUUGUUGUCAUUAUUCAGCCACCUUACCUCGGCCCUUUUUUCCCACAAUUUAGCCCAAACAGACCUGUAACAACAACCACCACUCCGACGACGACCACGACUCCAACGACUACAACGCCCACCACGACGACAACUCCGACAACGACGACAACUCCGACAACGACGACAACUCCGACAACGACGACAACCCGACAACGACGACAACCCGACAACGACGACAACCCGACAACGACGACAACCCCGACAACGACGACAACCCCGACAACUACAACUACACCCACAACAAUUCCUACGACAAGCGAACCUUUUGAUUUGUUUCAGCAACAAAUCAAACCGAUUCUACCAACUGAUUUUCAAAUGGGAAAUGGUUUCAUUCCACAACGUCCUAACAACCAAACUCCAUCCGCUUCGGGCGGAUUCAACAUUUCCGCUUUCUUAGAUUCGUUCGCCACCUACUAUGGAAUACCUUCCUUCUUAUUCCCCGGUUAUUAUCAAAUGGGUAAUUAUUAUCAUUUUUCAACCACAACAACAUCAACAACAACAACAACAACCACAACAACAACGGAGGAUAGCGAUUCAGCCAUUUUGAGUGUCGUUUCACCAUCACCCAUUUCUCCGGACAACAGCAGCCUGCCUUGCAUUCAAUUGUCAACCUCAACGGCCACAACCGAACCAACAACACUGGACAAUCAAGCCACGUCGACAAACGAAGUGGAAAUCGAUCAGGAAUCACCUCAACUACCAGCAGUUGUAGUUUCAUCCCCACCAACGCUACCCCCAAUAGCUCAAUUCUUCGUCCCCGUUUCUUCCGGAUCGUCUUCAUCUUCAUCUUCGUCUUCAUCCGAUGGAUCCAUUUCGUCGGGUGGCAUCAUCGGCGGCGUGUCUUCGUCCGGCAGCUCCAUCAGCCUCACCGGAUUCUUAUUGUUCUUCUUCUUUAUCGCAUUGCCCAUCAUCUUUGGCUGUUUGACUCUCUUGGAAAUCCCUUACAUUGUCAGCGGAGUUUUGAUACUGGCAGUCGCCCCGCUAACCCUCUUACUAUUCUUCAAAGUAUCGGGCGCCUUUCACGGACGCAAUCAUCAAAAUUGGCACAUCGAUUGGCGUCGGAUCAUAUCGAAACCUGAUGCUGAGCUGUUGCAACUUGAACAGGACGUCCUGGCCAUGCUGGAUAGUUAUCCUUAUCGGGAGAUGGAGACAACGACAACUUACCAUUGGGAUCAUCUCGAACAUUAUUCUUAUGACCGUUAAAAUUAUAAAUUCAAGGAGGAAAAAAAAAAGUGGGCAGUUUAGAUAUGAGAACUAACACACACACACACACACACUCAUUGUGCUGGGAACUAGUCAGCUUUGAAGUGAAACAACAGAAGGAAAAAAUCCAACGUAACAACGUCGUUUACAUAAAUGGGUGGAUGCGUUUUCAGGUGGUUGCAUUUUGGGGUAAAAAAAAAAAAAAAAUAAUUUUUCGCUUUUGGGUUUGCACGCGCGGCUUGUAUUACUAUGAUUUUUGUGGGGAGUACCAAUAAGUCACAUUUGUAUAAUAUUACAGCACAUUUCCGUUUGAUUGGCAAGAUAAAAAACUAAAGCACAGUACAUCUUAUCAAAUACAACAUUUAAAAAAUUGCAUUCGCACAUAUUGCGCAAUAUAGGGCGUGACAUGAGACGCAGCGUCAAAACAGCAGCACCUGAAUAAUUACAUGGCAAGUGUAUCAAGAUUAUGAAUAAGUAGGUUACUGAAGGUUUUCAUUCCAAAUCUAACCGACAUGUAAUAGUUGUUGCUUAUUGCAGUGAUGUACUCGGUAAACUCUCUCGCAUUCUGUGUUCGUAUAUAGUUAUUAUAAACGAUAUCGUGUUUUUCGAUGUUAUGCCGCAUGAGAACUUGCUGCUUUUCCUCUAUAACAUCGCAUUUCAGUCUGUUUCGACUCCAUAUUUUUCGAGUGUGCGUGUAAAAUUGCGUCGUUGAGGCCAUUUACCUCGACACGACUCGAACUAUUGCAGACAACGGCACAACAACAUGUAAUGAAAAAUGCAAUGAACAUAUUGAAACAAUCGAGGCAAUACAAUAUCUAAAAUUC